Penicillium nucicola is the source of this 2892-nucleotide messenger RNA. RefSeq lists its product as uncharacterized. The transcript has a single exon. The record is from RefSeq and is a predicted model, not a curated record. Lineage: Eukaryota; Fungi; Ascomycota; Eurotiomycetes; Eurotiales; Aspergillaceae. The coding region runs from base 1 to 2892 and encodes 963 amino acids.
AUGGUAAGUAAGGGAGCGGAGAGGUCUACUUCAACCCAGGCGCCCACCAUCCACAAACAACGAUGCGACACUAGCCAAGCUGGUAGCAACAGAGAUCGGCCUUGCAGCUCUCCUGGUGGCCUGUCAUCUACGACACCGGAUCACUCCGAGCCUAAGCAGCCAGGAAAUAUUCAAGACCUCCUCGAAUACAGACUUGAUAAGUCGAGCAGACCGAAGAAUAGGUCAACGGCAACCAAGUCUGGAUCUGCGAACGAAUCAAUACUCACAAAGAAAGAUGUGAAGACAAUUCUCUCUGGCGCGCCUCACUUUCUGUUGGAGAAGGGCAAACAUGGGCGGUGGUAUCCCCAAGUGAUCUUUCCCUGGGAUGAGCAAAACCCCGUAGUUCAACAUCUGUGGGAUCGCAAGCCGUUACCACAUGCCUCAUUUACCCUGAGCACACUUCAUGCUCAUUUGCCGGUUCCGGACGACUGGGCUGUGAAAGGUGGAGUGCCUAUUCAACUUUACGACUGGCGCCGAACAGACGCUACCAAUAGGGCUACUUUCGAUGUCGGGGUAUUUGAGGUGCCCAACAUGUUGUCUAACAAUGGAAAGGAGCCCGGUACCGUUGGCUUUCGACAUUUCCUUGAGCUGUCUGUGGCGGAUGCUGUUCGAUAUACGGGUCCCGAAGAACCUAGGCAAUCACCAUACUUGCAGCGGGUCGCAACCUUGCCAGCGACAGAGGCCUUUGAUUUGAUGGAGGGCUACAACAAACCGUAUUCUCAAUGCCAAAGCGGUGCUGUUUACGAUCGUCACCAGCUCAUCGGUGGUGGCCCUCAGGCCUGGAAGCGCAUUGGUGUGCGAGAUAUUAGUCUUCAAGUUCUCGUGCAACGGCUUAAUCAUUUGCGGCAGUUCAGACAAGACAUGCUUCGAGAGGGAUCAACAAAGACAAUUUUGGACAUUGAAACUCCGCAUCAAUUGCACGAUUCUUUGCAUUCUCGCUUUCUUCACCCCCACCCGCCACCUGCCGACAUCCUGGCAGGCCAUCCCCAUAGCAUCAAAUCUCAGAUCAAGACAUUGGGUAUUGUGCUGAACACUCCAGGUGCAUGGAUUGAUUUCAGCACGCCUGACUGGCGAUUCCGGGCCGGGCAGGUUCUAUGGGAGGCUUCAUUCGAGGGUGACGGGGAUUGUCCCGAGCCUGGGUCAAGCGGUGGCCGCUCACCACAAGAGAACCUGAUCAAGUCUGGGAUGGAACGAAAGUGGCUGAUGAUCCAGAUGCUUCUCUCCGCAGAACUGCUUCUUCGGCUGGAUGCGUUUGUUCGAGUUGGUAUGUUACACGAUCCACAUGGGGGUCAUAUUACAAUACAGGAACUGUCUCAAUUCGACAAGCUGCGAGAAGGAAAGGUCAACUGGGAUUUGAUUGUUGUGCGUCGGUUCCUUGACAGUCUGGACAUUACUUGCGCAUCAUCCCAAUCAAAAGUGCCGCCAGACGCAUCUCGGUCACCCGCUUCACCCAACAAGGUGCCCGAGAAAGCUCGUUACUUUUCCUUCAUGGAGACUCUCACUCGACACAAGUCAUCCCAGGCUGUGACCCUGCAGUCUGCCUGGGAUUGCCAGCUAAGCUCAUCGCACGCCCGACAACAGCUGGAAGGGCUUUAUGUUUUCGCUGAAAAUAUUGGAUGGCCAAACCUCGAUGGUUUGAAGGCUACCCUGAACUUUAAGCUGGGAGAUGCAGAGAACCCGGUCCUUCCAGCCUUGGUUGUUGAUGACAGGGGGGUGGAAUCUAUAUCCAGUGGGACUUCACUGGCCAAGAAGGAUAUGUACACCCGAAACCCCUGCCGCCAGCGCGUGAAGCUCCAUAGCUCUGGUGACCCACAAUCUAAAUCACUAGGCUGGAUUUCACGCACGUGGUUAUCUGGAUUUGUGAUCCCCGGUGAGGCAAUCAGUCAUCUUCUCAUGGCUACAAUACUAGAGAAUGAUGUUGACGCUCUUGGGCAACUGGGUCCCAUUGCCAAUCUCCACGGGGGAUUUGUCUUCGGUGGACGUACUUGGUGGAGCAAAGCAUGCAUCGUUGGGCGGGUUCUGUCUAGUGCAUCAGGAGCCAAGACAUGCAUGGGGUGGAUCAGCAGCAACAUUCUUCCCCGCGAUAAAAAUACACAGGAGAUGCUUGAGUGUGGUUGGUUUGAUCUCACUGCUGAGCAGGUACCACAGAUUUCAUGUAAGCCUCGAAUCAAGCAGGGUGCUAAACUUGCGAUGGAGUCAUCACCGCUGGGCGAGGGAGAUAUCACCGCAGAGGCCUUUAUGCUUCCACAGGAAGAAGCCGAGUUACGCACAACAUCUACGUGUCAAGUGAAGUUGGUGGAUUUAUCGGUCAACCGUGCCAGCUCUCCAUGCGACAAUGGAAAGACCCUUAUACCUGUGAACGAGACAAGUUUAUCGUUCACCAUCGAUGAAGAAGGAGGCACUACCGCCGUUUUGUUUGCCCUGAAGUAUAAUGUACGCUUCAUAUCCGCCCACGAGUGCCGUGUACCAUUGGGAGUCGCCAGCAGAAGCCACGUCGACCGAAAGCAAGUUGAAGCAGAAGAACCUACACAGCCACCGGAUUCUAAAUGGACCCGACUACCAAGUCAUCCACUGCACCGUUCCUAUUCAUAUAAGUAUGUCCCGCUCGCUUGUCUCCCAAACACCUCGGCACCGCAGGCACCGCGAUCCUCGCUAGUUAAGGACCCUUCCACCCCGGAGAUUAUCAUCAUCGAUGCGCGAGGCGACCAGGCCAGGGAAACGUUCGUUCGAGCAUGGUGCGCAUCUGUCGGGUGUCAUGCGAUCAUUAGUCGAUACGGGCGGGCAUGCAUCGCGUGUUGUAUCCGACAAGCUCGGGCGCUGAAUGUUCCAGUCGUGGUGCGCGUGAGCGACUAA